AUGGCGUCGGUGUGGAAACGACUGCAGCGAGUGAACAAACGCGCCGCAAAAUUCCAGUACACUGCAUCGUACCACCGCAUUGACGUCGACAUAACGCCCAAAUGGAAACCCAACAAGUUGAGUAUUGUAUGGACGCGACGGUCGCGACGCGUCAUCACAGAGCCCUUGGAAUGGGAGCCCUCGCUGAAGGACCCUUUGAAGGGUUCGGUUAUAUUCACUGUGCCAGAGAACCAAACCGUCGCAGUGACGUUGUUCCGCAACCCGCGCACCAACGAGCUCGAGGACAAGGACUGGACAUUCGUUUUGGAGGACGUAUCCCACACGGGCAAGCGACGUCGGCUGGCGUCCUGCAGCGUGAACCUGCGCAGGCACGCGUCGCUGGCACCGGCACAGCGCUCUCUGCAGCUGCAGCUGGAGCCCACCUCCAGGAAACUUAGGGGGGCCAAGCUGCAGUUGACAUUGCAUUGUGUUCUGUUGAGGGAGGGGCAGGCUACAGACGAAGACAUGCAGUCCCUAGCCUCGUUACUAUCUGUGAACAAUAACUCAGAUAUAGCAGUUUUGGAGGAUCUAGAUGAGGAUGACUACACACUGUCCGAUAGUUCUACGCGACAAAUGUUGGACCUUCGUCAACAAGUGGAAGAAAUGACGCAAAGUUUAACCAAUAGCGACAUAGCAGCAACCCCCAAUAGUGUGCAAAGCUUGAACUUUGAUAACUCCCGAACCCCCACAGCUCCUAUGACACCCGAAUCAACUACCCCUACAACCCCUGUAAAUGCACCAAUAAAAGAAAUGGACGAUCUUAAAAUCAAUGAUUUAACAAUAACCCCAAAAACUAGACCUGAAUAUCUCAGUAAUUUAACAAAACUAGCAAUGAAAAGCGAACCCCCAAAAUUCUCUUCAACCCCCAAAAUUGUACCGGAGAAGGUAGAAGAAAAGGUAGAUAACAUAAAAGGUGUCGUUUUUAAACCAAAGACGGUCGCAAAAAGGAACCUUAAGCCGUUGGAAUUAAAGACUAAUUUAAAUAAUAUAAGUUUGGACACGAAUGACAAUGAAAAGGAAGAUUUAGAUAAAACUCCGAUAGCGGAAGUGGAGAAACUAUUUCCGGUUAAGGCUAUGGAUAAGGAUAAAACACCAGUGCAGGACCUGCUGGAGUGGUGCAGCGUGGUGACGGCGGAGUACCCGGUGUGCCGCGUGGCCGACCUCUCCGCCAGCUUCCGCUCCGGGCUCGCCUUCUGCGCCAUCAUACACCACUACCGGCCUGAUCUCAUAGACUUCUCGGGGCUGUCGGCGGAGGACGCGGACGGCAACGUGCGCACGGCGCUGGAGGCCAGCGCGCGCCUCGGCAUCGCGCAGGUGCUCACGGCCAGCGACGUGCGCCGCGCGCCGCACCCGGACAAGCUCGCGAUAAUGACAUAUCUGUUUCAACUGCGCGCGUACUUCACUGGUAAUGAACUGCAAGUAGAGCAACUUGGCAACGACGAGACGGAGUCGUCGUACCUGGUGGGGCGCCACGACACGGACGCGUCGCUGCCCGCCGAGCUGUUCAGCCGCGAGGUGAGCGCGCGCCGCUCGCGCACGCUGCCGGACCGCCCGCGCCCCGUGUCCCAAGGCUCGAUAGAGUCCCGCCAGUCCCAGGAGCGGUCCCCGGAUAAGUCCCCGGCGCCCACGAAGGCCCGCGACAUGCUGCUGCAGUCCAAGAGCAUCCUGGGCAAGAUGCUGUCUCCGGCCAAGGGGGAGAAGCCCACCGCCAAGUGGUUCACCGAUCCCGUCAAGGUUAUUAAUGAGCCAAUCCCAGCACGGCCUGAGAAACUGAUGACUCGCAAGGAGUUGACGGAUCCCUUCGGCUCUGAUGAUGAAGAGGAACCAGCCAAUAAUGCGAUUAGUAACGGUGUUGUUAAAUCGGAACAAAAACCAACCAUAGAACCCGCUACCACCGACCCAUUAAGCGUCACCGACGCAACAACCAAUGGUAACGAGAAACCAAAACCAGUUGAACUGCCAAAACCUACGCCGCAAUUGUUGUCACGUCACGACGAAUUGAAAGAGAGAGCGAGACAGUUGCUCGAGGCGACCAAACGUGAGGCGAAAGAAAAGGACAAAAGCAAAACUGACAGUGAAAUUGUGAACGGCUUGAAUGACAUGGGAAGUCCGAAAAAGCCAAUUACAGAAGAAGAGAGACAAGCGAUGUUACGUGAGAGGGCGAGGAAGUUAAUAGCCGACGCUAGAGCGGGCAUAGUCAGUCCAACAUCUCCCCUCUCUCCGUCGCGCACUCGCGGCACGCUGGAGAUCAUCAGCAAGCAGUCCGUCAUGGAGGAGUUCGCUGCGGCGGGUGGUGUGGAACAGUUAGAAGAUCUAAUAUCCAGGCCCGAGUCGAUGCCGUCGAGUCCUGGGUCCAGGAAAAGUGCUCCCAGUCCGGACAGAUCAGAUCCGCACAGCGCGGAGAGCCGGUCGCGCAGCGCGUCGCCGCCGGCGCUCGCCGCGCUGCAGGACGACGACGACCAGGAGCGUGAGACGGGGUCGUACAUAGCCAGCGAGCUGGAGGCGCUGGAGCGCGAGCAGAGCGCCAUCGACGAGCGCGCCGCCGCGCUGGAGAAGCAGCUGCGGCGCGUCAUCGACGCCGCCGACAACAUCGAGGAGGAGAAUCGUUUGAUGUCGCAGUGGUUCAACUUAGUCAAUAAAAAACACGCGCUGUUGAGACGUCAGAUGCAACUCAACAUUUUAGAACAAGAAGAAGAUCUAAGUCGUAGAUGCGAGCUGCUGGCGCGGGAACUGCGGCUCUCCCUCGGAGUAGAAGAGUGGAGAAAGACUCCCGGGCAGAAGAGAAGAGAGAGACUUUUGUUACAGGAGCUAUUAUCAGCGGUGAAUGAAAGAGACAGACUUGUUCAAGAAAUGGAUGAACAGGAGAAAGCGAUAGCCGAUGACGAGAAGAUCCAACUUAACCUAUCAAACGUUGAGAUACAAAGAAAAAACAACUGUAUUUUGCAA
Molecule: messenger RNA, 2985 nt
Organism: Brenthis ino (lesser marbled fritillary)
Lineage: Eukaryota; Metazoa; Arthropoda; Insecta; Lepidoptera; Nymphalidae
Source: the annotation of a GenBank genome assembly